AUGUUUUGGAAUUAUAAUUUCUUUUUAAAGAAUUGCUUUAUUUUAUCAUUUCAUAUUUUGAUAAUAUUUGGAAUAUCAACUUUCCUAAAUUUGUUGCCAACCUUUAACGUUAAAGGGGAUAUAAAAUCAAAAAAGAAAAGAAAGAAGGAGAAGAAGAAGAAAGGAAAAAUGAAGAAACAUAUAUCAGAAAAAUUUAGUAAAGGUUUAUGUUGCCUAUUUGACAUACUUCUGAGAAAUCUUAUUUACAAUUUGUAUUAUGCAUUUGAUCAAAUUAAAGAGAAUAAUUAUAUCAGGAAUGUUGAGAAUGAAAAGACGAAAAAACAAAUAUGUAUAAAGAAUUUGGACAAAUCGAAGAAAAAUAUUGAAAAAUGCAUAAAUUUAAGUUUAACCGUUUUAAGAAUUAUGCAAGGAAAUAAGAAUUAUUUCAUUCAGCAUAUUUUAGAUAACUAUGCUUCCAUUAAAUCAAUUAAUGUUGAGAAAAAGAAUAAAAAUAAAUUUGAUGAUUCACAUUUAAUGUAUAAUAUGUAUAAAUAUUCAUUCCCAUUAAAAGAAGCAUAUAAAAAUAGUUUUUUUUAUGAUAUAAAUAUGGAUGAAGAAAAACAAAUUUUUAUAAAAAAUAGACAUAUUAAAGCUUAUACUAAUCAAUUUAAUAUUAUAGAUACAUUUAUAGAUAAACAUAAGAAAUAUUCAAAGGAAGAUUUAAUAAAUGAACUUAAUAAUUUGCUACAUAUACAUUAUUUGAAUGAUAGUACAAUGGAAAGGGAAAAUAUUAAAAAGGAAAAUCCGAAAACAAAGGACAAUUUAAUUGAUGAUGAUUUAGUUACUAACGAUUUGUUCUCAGAAUAUUUUAAUAAUUGUAAAAAAAGUAAUAAACUGAAUAUUUUAAUAAAAGAAGUUAAUUUAAAUAGUUUAAAAAAUUUCCAUAAUAUUCUAUACAAAAAUAUUAAUUUUAUAAGGACAUUUAAUGAAAUAAAAGAUGAUGAAAAUAGUGACAUGAAGAAUAUUGAAUUAGCUGAAAUAUUUCAUAUGUGA
Plasmodium falciparum 3D7 is the source of this 1032-nucleotide messenger RNA. RefSeq lists its product as uncharacterized. NCBI's taxonomy places the organism in Eukaryota, Apicomplexa, Aconoidasida, Haemosporida, Plasmodiidae. The record is from RefSeq and is a predicted model, not a curated record. The transcript is spliced from 2 exons. The coding region runs from base 1 to 1032 and encodes 343 amino acids.